Molecule: messenger RNA, 2664 nt
Organism: Megalopta genalis
Lineage: Eukaryota; Metazoa; Arthropoda; Insecta; Hymenoptera; Halictidae
Source: RefSeq, a predicted model, not a curated record
GCAUCGGCCGUGUAUAAAAGGUCGAAAUAUCUUUGGGAUGAUACUCAAAUACUCAUCCAAUCAUCACCCGCUCAACAUGAGGCUCCUGCUGAUCGCUCUGACCUGCCUGGCAGCUACAUUAGCUGCGCCCCAACUGAAACAGAAGAGGGACAUUCUGCCAGGCGAUCCACGGUACGGAACCGAUUACCAUCACAAUCAUCACCAUCACCCGGAGACCGUGGUAGAGUCCACGAAAUCCAUCGGCGGUUAUGCUUACAGUAUCCCGGAGACUCCCCUGCCAUUGCCGCAGGAAGUUUACGGACCCCCUAGCUAUCACCCAAGUAUCCCCGUGAGCAGCGACUACUUACCACCGACCCUCGGCUUGAAGUACACCGCGCCGAUCCAGACAUACGGUGUACCCGCCGGAGUUCACUUUCCUCUGGUUACACCGACGACUCCAGCACCAGCUGUUCUGGACGUGAAGACGAUAGCGAGCACGUCGCUGCCACUUCCACUCGAGAAAUCGCAGACAGUGACUCUAUCACCGCUGGCCACGUCGUAUGGAACUCCAGUAGUCGAUCAUGCAAAGACCACCGUGGAGACCAUUGAAACUCCUCUGAAAUCGGUAAAAACCGAAAUUCAUGGUCACUCUUCCCUGGACCUGUCCAAGCGCCUGUUGAAGGUCAAAGAACACACGCCUCUUCUCCACGGAUUAACCCAGUUCACCGGCGGAGUACAGAGCCUCCCAUCGGUGACGAGCAGCGUGACUAAGAAUUACGUCAGCGGUAGCCUGGUGAACAAGAAUCUGCCGACGCUGCAGUCCACGGUUGGCCUGGUCCCGACCUUGAGCCACGCCCCAUCGGUUUACAGGAACGACCAUACCACGCUGACCGGGGUCCACGCGGACUUCUCGGGAUACGGAGCUCCCCUGACAUCGGUCCACGGUUUGAAAACACUGAACACCGACGCAGGCCUGCCCUCUCUCCACGGUCUGACGUCUGUCAACGUUGCAGCUCCUGUUGCCCAACUCCACGUCACCAAGACUCUCCCGACCUUGCAACACCAAACCUACGGACUGCCCCAGACCACCUAUCACCUUCCAGAGUCCCACGCUCGCCUCGAGCACGUCGAGCCCGCUGUCGAGACGUUCCAAACAGUGACGCCCGCGCCUCUCCUGCAAAGCGUCCGCACUUAUCAGCCAGCCUAUCAGGCCGCGUCCUUCGACACCCUGCAUGCCCAACCUCUACAGACCGUGCACACCUUCCCAUCCGUGAAGACCGUGGACACCUUGACUCACGUCGAGCCUGUUAACACUGUGAACACUGUCAAAACGUUCGAGAGCCUGACACCAGUGCAGCAUGCACCUGCUCUGCACUCUUACCAGUCUCUGCCUACCAGCGUCCAUCCACUCACCUCGGUCAAGACCUUCGAGACCUUGAACCCGGUGCAUCAUGCAGAGUCCGUGGACACUGUGCAUUCUGUUCAGCCGUUCACCUCGGUGAAGACCUUGAAAACCGUGACGCCGGUGCUGCAUGCGCCAACUGCGCAUUCCUACGAGCCUCUGCCCACUGUUCACCCAGUCACCUCGGUCAAGACCUUGGAGACCUUGAGCCCGGUGCACCAUGUAGAGUCCGUGGACACUGUGCAUUCUGUUCAGCCGUUCACCUCGGUCAAGACCUUGAAAACCGUGACGCCGGUGCUGCAUGCGCCAACUGCGCAUUCCUACGAGCCUCUGCCCACUGUUCACCCAGUCACCUCGGUCAAGACCUUGGAGACCUUGAGCCCGGUGCACCAUGUAGAGUCCGUGGACACUGUGCAUUCUGUUCAGCCGUUCACCUCGGUCAAGACCUUGAAAACCGUGACGCCGGUGCUGCAUGCGCCAACUGCGCAUUCCUACGAGCCUCUGCCCACUGUUCACCCAGUCACCUCGGUCAAGACCUUGGAGACCUUGAGCCCGGUGCACCAUGUGGACGCUGUUAACAGCGGAUCUCACGCGGUCGAUGCCCUAGAGACUCUCGAUCAUCUGGUCGACUCCGUGGACGUUCUCCCAGCUGUCCAAAGGGCGCACACUUACACGAACGUGGUCCGAACGUCGCCCGUGAUCCAGAAGAACGUGAACGUCCAGGUGCAGAAGGGGCCGAUCGGCGACUUCAUCUCGAGUCUGGAGGCUAACCUGCCGUCUCUGCCAUCGUUUCCCCAGCUGCCGUCGUUGCCGUCGUUCUCGUUACCGUUCGCGCCAAGCACCAGCACCACUGUCAGCCCGAUCGAACCCACCGUCAGCCCGAUUGCAACGCCCAACAGCGUGAACACCUACGUGUCCGAGGACCAUCUCAAGGAUUCCGUAACGGUCGAGAAUCCGCUGUUCCGCCUGGACGACGCGCCGAGCCACGUGCUCGCUCAGCAUCAUCUCGCGCACUCGAACGAGUACGUUCAGCCCACCGACGAGAACGGCGGAUACGUUUAUUAAGGACGAGAACGUUUCGGGGAUGAACGUGAUCGCGGUUUUCGCGGCGACGCGGUGACGCGGAAUCCGAGCAGAUGACAUUUUCUCCUUUGGAUCGAGUCCGUAGCGACGAGGACGCGGUCCGCGAACACGCGGGGCGGAGUUAACGUGUCGGGAGUGUAGACGCUAACAAUGAUUGUAUACACACUUUGUAAGUAAAUAAAAUUUUUUUAUUUCACGUA